Molecule: messenger RNA, 1840 nt
Organism: Drosophila suzukii
Lineage: Eukaryota; Metazoa; Arthropoda; Insecta; Diptera; Drosophilidae
Gene: RabGGTa
Product: Rab geranylgeranyltransferase subunit alpha
Biological process (GO): protein geranylgeranylation
Cellular component (GO): Rab-protein geranylgeranyltransferase complex; cytoplasm
Molecular function (GO): Rab geranylgeranyltransferase activity
Source: RefSeq, a predicted model, not a curated record
UAUCAAUUAUCGAUAACUAACACUGCUGACUAAUAAUUUCGUUUAUCUAAAGAAAGUUAAUUUAAAUUAAAGGCCAUGCACGGACGUGUGAAAGUGAGGACCACGGAGGAGGAGCGCGAGCGGAAGAAGAAGGAGCAGGCUCUCAAAGUGCGGGCCUAUCGGGCCGCCAUGGGAAGGAUUCAAAAGAAACGGGAGGCGGGGGAGCUGGACAGCGAAAUGCUCACCCUGACGGUUCAGAUCUUGCAGCGAAAUCCGGACGUGAGCACUCUGUGGAACAUUCGCCGGGAGUGCGUCCUCGAGAAGCUGUCCAAGCUGAAGGAGGAGGCGGAGGAUGAGGCGGAUAAGCCCGAUCAAGCAGAGCCCCUGGGCGAUAAGCCCCCUGUGAAGGAGGACAAGGCCCAUUCCAUAUUCACCUGCGAACUGGACCUCACCGAGCAGUGCCUGAUGGUCAACCCCAAGUCCUACAGCGCCUGGCACCACCGCUGCUGGACCCUGGAGCAGAAUCCCCAUGCGGACUGGCAGCGGGAGCUGCAGCUGUGCAACAAGUACCUCAAGUACGACGAGCGCAACUUCCACACCUGGGACUACAGGCGGUAUGUGACCGCCAAGGCCGCGGUGCCCGCCGCCCAGGAACUGGACUUUUGCACCGAGAAUAUAAAGGUCAACUUCUCCAACUACUCCAGCUGGCACCAUCGGAGCCUGCUGCUCCCGGAGCUCUACCCCAACGAGCAGAGGGAUCGGCCGAUGAGCGAGGAAAAGCUGCAGCAGGAACUGGAGAUGGUGCUGACGGCCGCCUUCACGGAUCCCAACGACAGCAGUGCCUGGUUCUACCAGCGUUGGCUGCUGGGCAGUGGGGUCCAGCUAGAUAGGGCACCCAGGAUAGCUGCUUUUCGACUGGAGUCUCAUGGGGCAGUCCUCGCUUUAGAUAAGCCCUACCCAGAUCUAAAACAACUGAAGACCGAGUUGAUUGGCGGAGGGCAGACUGUUGAAUUGCAAUCCUGGCUGCCAGUGGACAGCUCUGGCACCAGUUGGAAAUGCCAGCAGACCUUCGAUUACCAAAGAAACGCAACCUACUCCUUUAAGCUCUGCGAACAGGAGGUGGGCCUCUCACCCCUGCCUGGCCCCGAGGAUGGAGCCUUUUACUUUGCGCCACCGCAUGCCGCCGCCUGUUGCAGCAAGGAACUCUUGGCGGAGCUGCAAACGCAGCUGCAAUCCUGCCUAGAUCUUCUGGAGUUUGAGCCGGACAGCAAGUGGACUUUACUAACAAGUGCCCUCCUAAUGCGUGCCAUCGAGGUGUCAGCCAACCACGAAAAGAGUUUGGCACACUUGGCCAAGCUGGAGAAGGUAGAUGCUUUGCGGGAGGGAUACUACAAGGAUCUGGCGGCCAGGUGGACAUUGGAGUAUGAGCUAGCCAAGUGGCCACAAGCAGCAGGAUUUCCCAGGAACUUUACGUUGGCCGAGGACGUACUGCUGGCCUCGCUGCCUUAUGGACAAUACUUUGUCAUUGCCGACGAGUUGAAUUUGUCCAUCAAGCUCAGGGAGCAAUUGGGAGAUUCAGUGCCCAUAACCUUUGCCGACUUAAAGGUGAAAGGAGAUUUUUAGACUAGUCUAGCUAAGUUGGAACUUAUGUUUCUUUUGAACUGGUUUCCAUUGGGUAAACUCUAUUUUCCAUUCGGUGCUUACUGAGCCUUUUACGCAAUUGGCUAUCCUGGUAAAAUUUUAAAGGAUAAAAUCAAUUUAGCAGUUAUUCCUAUUUAUAAAUAGAUUCUUUUCUAUAACGUUUUGUAUAUACUUAAUAUAUAUUAGUACGAUUUACGAAUAAAAAGAAGUAUAAUAUCAA